Messenger RNA from Pseudoliparis swirei, 1580 nucleotides. It is a transcript of the gene avpi1, whose product is annotated as arginine vasopressin induced 1. The record is from RefSeq and is a predicted model, not a curated record. Bases 235 to 756 code for a protein of 173 amino acids. Lineage: Eukaryota; Metazoa; Chordata; Actinopteri; Perciformes; Liparidae. The transcript has 3 exons.
GACGUCAUUCAUGGAUUACUGUUUGAUCAUUCCUUCCCUUCCGCCUGCGCAGGCGCGUCAUCGGCGGUGUGUCGGCUCGGCUUAGCGCGCGUGCAGGUUGUUUGUCUGCUGCUGGCUCAUUUACAUUUUGUCUCGUUCACACAACCGACAGAAAGCUUAUCUUCCUGUCAACCACUUUCCCCCCUGGAUAUUGUCCUCUUAUACUUCCACCUGGAAGCUCUCCAUCCCACCGACAUGGCAGAGGCCCCGGCAUCCGGCUCCUCUGAGGCCGGCCUGCCAGGACCAUGGAAACGUUUCAAUCGGCGAAGCCGGAAGUCCGGAUGCUCCAACAUCUUUACGGGGGUCAACCUGCACCAGCUGCACAGGCUGUUCAAAACUGCAGGAGACAGAGACGCUGAACAUCGGGCGAAGCUGGUGUGGCGAGGGAUGGAUGCAGAAACGCAGAAUGAAGAGGAGACCAAAGAGGAGGAAGGGGAGGAAGAGGCAGGGCUGGCCCAGGCCUUGGUGGGGCUCCGAGUCCGAGCGAGGAAUAAAACGGGUAUCAAAGGAGAGGGAUACAAGGACCACCGGUGGCUCAGAGGAUCAGGGUAUCUCAGGAUCGAGGAGCCGUUGUCCAGCUCCACUGUCGAGGACGAGACCGAGGAAGACCUCCCAAAGGACCGAACCCCUUUUAAACCUUCCUCACGCAGGUUGGCUGUGGCCAGACAGGAGGGCGCGAAACACUCUGAACGCUACCUUCACCGCAUCCUCCACUAACAAGCUUCUGACCACCACGGGGAAGGAUGCUGGGACACGAUGUAUACGAUGUAUUCUGCAUGAAGAGGGCAGACUGCACUCAGGGUUCAUACACGUGUUGACCAAUGGGUUUACAGGACUUUAAACCAAUUUCCCAUGAUCAAACAUGUUGUGAAAUCUCAGUGUAUACAUGAAAAAGUGAGAAAAUGUAGUAUUUAAACUAACAAUGAGAGUUACAAAGCAUACAGUAUACUUUAAAUGAAUGAGAGACAACAGUUUGAUUUAAAAGAAUAAACAUUGAUGUCUUUUCAGUUACGGUGUGUUCAUGCGAGUAUGAGAGCGUAUAUGCCGGCUUAUAUUUUGGGCUUCAUUCAGCAUGUUCAUUAUUUAAAACACAGCGUGAAUGCACGUAUGAAUAUAACAAAUUGCCAUGACUUUUUCAAAACUUUUUCUGAACUUUUCCAGACCUGGAAAUAAUCAUUUUAGAAUUCCAUGACUUUUCCAGGUUUUCCAUGACCGUACGAACCCUGUAUACUGCUGCUAACAUGUACUCUACGCGUUGAGAGAAAGACCAGUGCACUUUGGGAUUAAUCUGGGGAUUAGUCCAACUACUAUGGGAAAUUCAAAACUUGUAUGUAAAUGAACAUAACAGCAGAAUCAAAGCAGCUCCAUAGCAGGAGACGGACCUGAAAGUAAAUCUUAAAUGUGCAUGAAGAGCAUUAUUUUUUAAAGCACUAUUGUUACACUGCGUUAAGAGCACCGUAUAACCAUUUGUAUUAAGGUAUCUUGUGUUUUUAUGACUUAAUACUGAAAUAAACAUCUAAAUAAAGAUUCCAUUGAUGAGA